Corapipo altera (White-ruffed manakin) is the source of this 4735-nucleotide messenger RNA. It is a transcript of the gene ESRP1, whose product is annotated as epithelial splicing regulatory protein 1. Gene Ontology annotation, molecular function: RNA binding. NCBI's taxonomy places the organism in Eukaryota, Metazoa, Chordata, Aves, Passeriformes, Pipridae. The transcript is spliced from 15 exons. Gene Ontology annotation, cellular component: ribonucleoprotein complex. Bases 1284 to 3395 code for a protein of 703 amino acids. The record is from RefSeq and is a predicted model, not a curated record.
CUUGAGGAACUCAGCGAGUCACAGAAUGAAUUAGGUUGGAAAAGACCUCUGAGAUCGUCGACUCCAACGUGUGACUUGCUAAAACUCGGGCCGCAGUCGGGGUUGUGAGCGGGGCGGUGCCCUCGCUCUCCACAGAGCCCCGUCCCCGCUGGGCGUCACCGCAGCCCGCGCCGAGCCUUUGCUUCUGAUAUUUCGGUUUCACAAGUUCGGGUCCGGCUAAUUUCAAUCCUGCCUAAGAAAUUUCUUUUGCAGCCUUUGCCGUGCUUAAAACAAACCCUUUCCAGGUGUAAGGAGUUGUCGCUCCUCUCAACCUUUCCGCAGCUCCUGACGUACCUGCUGAGCAGCCACUGCCCUUCUGCAACAGCAACGAAGUUGUACAGCACUGGGGACACCACGAAGCCAAAGCCAGCCCGUGGCCAGGAGAACGAUGUGGAAUUAAUCUUACGCAAGCGCUGUGUGGUUGCACAAGUAGGAGCUCUCAUGAUAGCAGAGCUGCACCAUGUGUCUUUGGAGGAAGCUACAACAGGACAUGUUACAUCUCUGGACCAAAACUUCAGCCACAUACCUGCACUUCCCUUAACAAUGAUAAUUUUGUGCCUUAAGAGUGAUAAUUGUGCUGUUACCCGCAUCUCGUUUCUGAAACAGCUGCUUAAUCAAAUGUGCUAUUUUGUGCAUGCAUCAGGAAUUCGCAAGUCCCUUUUUGCGUUUCAGGAGGUGAGCUUGGUGCUUUGUCAGCACUCCAAACUUCAACUUACACUGGGAGCAGCAGUCCUCUGGGUCGGACUCCACAUGAAAAUGUUGCAUCAAUUUAAACAAGGCUGUGGUUCGAUAUAUCCAUCUGCAGUGGUGAAACUAGUUCAGGAAGUUCCCAUCCCCACAGCACGUGUUGUGGAGCUUGGCCACAACAUGCAAUUCCACAACCAGUUCUACUGGCACACCUGAAGAAAUGUUUUGUGGCACUGCAGGGAGACUCAUCAGCUAAAACUUAUUCUCAAUACACUGAAAACAUGGUACUGCCUCAUACCAUUUCAAUAGAUAUAGUUGAAAUACUGCAAAUCCCUUGACAGAAACAUUUCAGAAUCUGAGAAUCAAGGGGCCUCCUUGGCCGUGCUGGCAGAUUUGCCCCAAGCUAGGACCCUCUCUUACACUAACAGCCAGAUCUAAACUCCUGAAGUAAAAUAUAUAUAUAUUUUUUAAAUGUAGAAAACAAAAAAAAUCCUCUCUAUGUAUUUUAGUAGCACAAUGCCUUGUGACACUAGGCACAGCUUGUUUUGGUUACGUUUAUGGACUCUGGAGACUUCUGUGGGAGAGUACCUUUGGAGAUCUACUCCAAACAUGAGCAACACCAUGUGUGCCAUUGUGCCAGAGGACCGCAGUCCCAAUUAGAUGGCUUCUCUCCUGGGACAGCCUGGAACAGUAUUGCAACCAGGUCAGCUAGCAGGAGCAGUUUCAGUAACUGGCAGGGGAAUUCCAGCCCUGUGUUUUUAUCUGCAGUGACUCCCUCACUGCUGGUAACAGCUGCAGCUCUGGAUGUGAGAAGAAUCGGCUUUGCAGGAUUAAAUUCAGAUGGCUGUGAAUGCAGUGUCAUUGAUUUCAGCAAAUGGCUGGGCUUACAGCUGGGGCACCUGCAUGACGUGCUGGUCCGGCCUGACCACCCAGAGUUGACGGCUGAGUGCCAGGAGAUCACCCAGGUGGAUGUGGAGAGCCUGGCACUGGCUCCACCGCUGGAGCAGGCACUGAGACAGUUUAAUCAGUCUGUGAGCAAUGAGCUGAAUAUUGGUGUAGGUACUUCCUUCUGUUUCUGUACUGAUGGACAGUUGCACAUUAGGCAGGUUCUGCACCCUGAAGCUUCCAAAAAGAAUAUCUUACUGCCUGAAUGCUUCUACUCCUUUUUUGACUUGCGGAAAGAGUUCAAGAAGUGUUGCCCUGGCUCACCUGAAGUUAGCAAACUCGAUGUUGUGGCCAUGACAGAAUAUUUAAAUCUUGAUAAGAACAGUCCAGCAUUUCCGUAUGGAGCCUCUCAAGUUGAAGAUAUGGGGAAUAUUAUUUUAACACUAAUAUCUGAACCAUACAAUCACCGAUUUUCAGAUCCAGAAAGAGUGAACUACAAAUUUGAAAGUGGGCCUUGCAGCAAGAUGGAACUUGUGGAUGACAAUGCUGUUAUCCGAGCAAGAGGAUUGCCCUGGCAGUCGUCUGACCAGGACAUAGCGAGAUUCUUCAAAGGCCUAAAUAUUGCCAAGGGAGGUGCUGCACUCUGUCUCAAUGCCCAAGGUAGAAGGAAUGGGGAGGCUCUUGUGAGGUUCGUAAGUGAAGAGCAUAGAGAUCUAGCACUACAAAGGCACAAGCAUCACAUGGGGAAUCGAUACAUUGAGGUAUACAAGGCAACAGGUGAAGACUUCCUUAAAAUUGCAGGAGGCACUUCCAACGAGGUUGCACAGUUCUUGUCGAAAGAAAAUCAAGUGAUUGUCAGGAUGCGAGGUCUUCCUUUCAAUGUAACAACAGAAGAAGUGCUGACUUUCUUUGGCCAGCACUGCCCUGUAACAGGAGGGAAGGAGGGAGUCCUGUUUGUCACAUACCCUGACAGUAGGCCGACAGGAGAUGCCUUCGUCUUGUUUGCUUGUGAGGAAUACGCACAAAAUGCACUGAAAAAGCAUAAGGACUUGCUGGGGAAAAGGUACAUUGAACUCUUCAGGAGCACUGCAGCAGAAGUUCAGCAGGUGCUGAACAGGUACUCUUCCACACCUCUCAUUCCUCUUCCAACACCUCCUAUUCUUCCAGUAUUACCUCAACAAUUUGUGCCUCCCACAAACAUCAGAGACUGCAUACGUUUGCGUGGUCUUCCCUAUGCUGCUACUAUAGAGGACAUUCUGGAGUUCUUGGGAGAGUUUUCUACAGAUAUUCGGACCCAUGGAGUUCACAUGGUACUGAACCACCAGGGGCGUCCAUCAGGAGAUGCUUUUAUUCAGAUGAAAUCUGCAGAUCGAGCUUUCCUGGCUGCACAGAAGUGUCAUAAGAAGACUAUGAAGGACAGAUAUGUUGAAGUCUUUCAAUGUUCUGCUGAGGAGAUGAACUUUGUAUUAAUGGGGGGCACUUUAAAUCGAAAUGGCUUGUCCCCACCACCAUGUAAGUUACCAUGCCUUUCACCCCCUUCCUACUCCUUUCCCGCUCCUGCUGCAGUUAUGCCAACAGAAGCUGCUCUGUAUCAGCCAUCCGUGCUCCUCAACCCACGAACACUCCAGCCCUCCACAGCCUACUACCCUGCUGGGGCUCAGCUCUUCAUGAACUACACAGCAUAUUACCCCAGUAUGCAGCAGAGGACGGACUUGUACACACAUAUGAUCCUGCCAGGACAGUGUCCAAAGAAUGGAUUUACAUUUAAAGGCCCCAGCAGUUAGACUUCCUUAGAGAAGAUUCCUCCACCCUUUCUGAUGUUUUGAACAAAUACAGCGAGCAUAGAUGGAGAUUAUCAUUAUGUUCCCAGUUUUACUGCUUCUCAAGCCAGUUGUGCUCAAGAGAAAAAAAUCACCAGAUCUCUGGAAAUCAGCAGACGGACCUCUAACUGUGUUCAAGUUGAUGCACAAUUUUCAAACAUGCACACACAGACCACUAAGCCCUUCAUUUAGAGCACAGGCGUUGAAAUCAUGCAAGUCCUUGAGGGUUUCUCCUUGAUAAAGUGUUCAGCUGCUCUUAACACAGACAUAGUUUAGCCUCAACGUAAAAUUCUGAUCUCUUGUGUUCUUUGAAAUAGCAAAAAAGUCUUUUUUUGUCUAAUUUUGCACACAAUUCUUUUUUAAUUAAAAAAAUAUUUUACAACCUCUAAUUGUGUACUUGACAUUUUAAUUAAAAAAAAACCUUUUUUUUUUUUGGCUUGUAUAUAUGUCUAAACUGUGCAAAAGAGGCCAUUGUAAACUUUAUAUGCAGGCAUAUUUUACACAGUGCAGAAAUAAUUAGGAACGUAAAAUGGAUUAUCUGAGGGGAAAAAUGCUGUAACUUUGUAAAAGUGUACGUGUGGGAUGUUAAAUGCUUUGUCUCUGAUUCUUAUCUUGUAUGCUUUUUCAUAUACACUCAGGUAUUUUAAUUUUAAAAGGCUUACAGGAGCAUGCAUUUUCAAACUUUGCUCACUCUGCUUAGUCAGAAAACGAGAAACGUAGUUAAUGUCUCUCCUGUGCUACUACUUUUAUUUUUCCACUUCCUUCUCUACCCACCCUGCUUGGUGUUUGACAGCCUUUCAUGCAAGAGAAGGAAUUGUGAUCUCUAGUAAGACCCAGCACCUUAUCUGCUUCAAAGGAGGGUCACUCAGGGAUGGUAGUUUGAGGGUAGUCUCUCUCUGAACUAGAGCAAGUAACUCAGCACCACAACUGUCACUCUCACCAGAGAAAUCAGGUGAUAAAUGUGCUCUUACUUAAAUAACUGAUGUCUUUUAGCAGCCUCUGGUCUCCCUGCCUGCCCUGAGCCUGGGCUUCAGGCUGAGGGUUAGAUCACUACAUCUUUCCAUGGCAAUUACACUCAUCAUUUCUACUGAAGAAAGGGGGAAGGAAACCCUGAAAUAAAGAGAUUUGUGGGGCUAAAAGUUGCAAAGUGGAUAGGUUCUCUGGCAUGUUCAAAAUAAAUAUUGCAGAAGUGAGGGCUGCAAGCACUUCGGGUUUGUGGUGCUUAGAGUCCUCCUGUAUUUAGUUCCCGUGAGCCCAAAUCCACAACAGUGCCUUGCUAUCUCUGAAAGGAAGUAAAGGGGAAU